Molecule: messenger RNA, 1798 nt
Organism: Annulohypoxylon truncatum
Lineage: Eukaryota; Fungi; Ascomycota; Sordariomycetes; Xylariales; Hypoxylaceae
Exons: 1
Coding region: 277-1464 (395 amino acids)
Source: RefSeq, a predicted model, not a curated record
ACGAACAAAGACACAUCGAAGAAACCACUACCAAUAACGCUCAGAUUAAAUGGUAAAGACGACGCAAUGGGGAAUGAUGUGAAUAGAGUUUGAUCCCACUAAUUAAUAAUUAAAUCUACUCUGAUGAAAAUUACCAUCUUAACUUAAACACAAAUCAAAUCACAAUCCAUCCAUUACACAUCCACUAGCACGCUAAGCUGCAGUACCCAACUUACCAACAUCGAACCCCAACUGCGACUUUAGGGCGUGAGGGCGUAAGCUGUAAGGCUCAAGGCAAUGGACUCAUUGCGAAAACAGCUUGCCGAAACGCAAGAUGCGCUUCACAAGAAGACCACCCAAGUCAGAGAGCUGCGUGUAAAAUACACGGAAGAACUGAAUGCCUGGAAACAGGAGAAGGUUGGUUUCGAUCAGAAGCUGCGACGACUCGAAGCAGAAAUUCAACAAUUGCGCCAAGAGAAUGCGGCAACCGGAAGUAGCGCGAAGCUACCGCCCACCCCGGUAGAGGGAACCAAGAAUGUAGGCGGGGGCUUGAAUCUGAUCCCGGCCCCGACCUUGAUUGAUGAAGCUAUGGUCACGACCGUGAAGGCGGAAGGCGGCGAUGAUGAAAAAGUCGUGAUCACACGUGCGGCAAUGCAAGAGGCUGAGGAAAAGUUCAAGAAGAUUUCGGAGGAGCUGGCCGAGAAGACCAAGCUUUGCGACUCCAUACAGCGACGAUUUCCGCCUCCAAGCUGCAGCGUCAAGAUCCCGGAACUCAACUUCACCGACGACAUGGUGAUCAUACGCUGGGAGAAACUACGAGGCCUGGUCCGAACCCUGACCUUAGAGAGAUUCAAUCACACCAUCCAACCGAAGUUGGUACCGGAAAAGUCAAGAUCGGAAUUCGAGGCCCUCACGAGACAUUGGAAGUCGUACAUGAGCAACGAGAAAUUGACAUGCUACAUCUUCCGAGCCCUCAUCUGGCGCUAUCUGUAUACGUGUCUGCUGCGAAAGUAUUGGCAGGUGUGGGGAAGGGAGCACGGCGACGCCUGCGUGAACUUGGCGAACCUCUUCUCCGUCAAGGCAUCCGACAACGAACUACAUGGCUGGCGAGUGCACACCUUACGACUGAUUCACCAGACUUGCAAGCUCGACGCGGGCAUCAUGGCCGAAGUGACGAACAAGAUAUUGGAAGCUACUAAGCUAUUCGCGAUCGACAUCAGCACGGAAGAGCUGAAGAAGAAAUUAUCGGAGAUUGUGGCCGCGGCAGCAGAAUUGACUACGAUCUUCGGUCGCUCGCACUACCAGACCUUGAUGACGGACAAGCCCCAUAGCCAACUCAAUUACGGAUUCCCGUACAGGCUGGAAACGAUGGAGUUGAAGGGUAGAUUCGGAUCGCAUACGAUUGUGGAUCUGAUGGUCACGCCGUGCCUGCUUAAGAGAGAUCCGGACUACGCUGCGCUGGUGAAAGCAGAUGUUAUCUGCUGAGGGAGAUAUGUGAAUACGGUGGGAUGCGAAAUGGGUUUGCAACGAGGCAAGGAAACUCUGAAUAAUGCGACGAUAGCAACAAUCGACCCUCAAGUAUGGCGCUUCGUGAUUCGGAGCAUGGGGGGCGAUUGCUUGAUACCCACCCCUAUUGCUUAAUUAAAUAGGAAGUUACUGAAUUCAUCGAUAUUAAGAAACUGUAACCUGUCGGAGAUGGAGGUUUGAGAAUUAUUAAAUAAGACGCCUCCUUCCACUGUAACAAGGAUUUUCGGUAGUGGCUAUCAUAAAGCUGUCAGUGGCGCCUUUCUCCACUAUUAAAUGUGCUAACCCCCCUUAU